Molecule: messenger RNA, 3310 nt
Organism: Sinocyclocheilus anshuiensis
Lineage: Eukaryota; Metazoa; Chordata; Actinopteri; Cypriniformes; Cyprinidae
Product: zinc finger and BTB domain-containing protein 16-A-like
Exons: 8
Coding region: 373-2340 (655 amino acids)
Biological process (GO): negative regulation of transcription by RNA polymerase II; regulation of immune system process; regulation of cytokine production
Cellular component (GO): nucleoplasm
Molecular function (GO): RNA polymerase II cis-regulatory region sequence-specific DNA binding; DNA-binding transcription repressor activity, RNA polymerase II-specific; protein binding
Source: RefSeq, a predicted model, not a curated record
UUCUCAUUCUCCCCGCUUCAUUCAUGGACAAGCUAAGCUCUUUUAAUGCAGUCAUGCUCUUUAAAGUUAAACACCCUCCUCUGAGGGAAGUGUAAGUGGACUGCAUGCCGGGCUGUAUUUCGCUCUCCAUCGUAUGAGCACUAAUAAUCACAGGCUUCCUGCGCGUCUCGGUGAAAACAGCGAGCCAUUGCUUUGACGUCACGGUGCUGAUGAUGAUUGGAAUCCGCACGGCGAGUGUAGUGCGCGUGAAGCGGCUCCUGUGGACCUUAGUAUGUUGAUGCCUUAAUAACAAGUGUUCAAUUUACGCGCCAAUUGCAGGAGCACUCAAGGAGAGAAGCAAAUCCGUGAGAUGGUUCGAUAAAUGUCGAUGUAAUGGAUUUGACGAAAAUGGGUGCGAUCCACCUCCAGAACCCCGGCCACCCCACAUCGCUCCUGCAGAAGGCCAACCAGAUGCGCCUCUCUGGGACAUUGUGUGAUGUGGUCAUCAUGGUCGACAGCCAGGAGUUUCAUGCCCACAGAACCGUGCUCGCAUGUGCUAGUAAGAUGUUUGAGAUCCUGUUCCACCGCAACAGCCAACAUUACACUCUGGACUUCCUCUCACCAAAGACAUUCCAGCAGAUUCUGGAGUACGCCUACACCGCCACGCUCCAGGCCAAGCUGGAGGACCUGGACGACCUGCUGUACGCCGCAGAGAUUUUAGAGAUCGAAUACUUGGAGGAGCAAUGUCUGAAGAUCUUGGAAACCAUCCAGGCGUCCGAAGAGAACGACACGGAUGUGAACAUGAACGAGAACGGCGCAGAGGAUGCCGAUGACCACAGGAUCAAAUACCUUAAGAGCGCUUUCAUGUCUAAAAAGCAUUCCAUACAGGACGGCGGCCAUCGUCAUCGCUUGGCCCUGGUCAGCACGGUCGAUAAGAGAUCUUCAGAGUCCACCCAACGGGGUCUUUCAACCGUCAGCCCGACUAAAGCAGCUAUAGAGGGCCUGAUGAGCAUGGGACAGUCCGUCCUCCAGGAAAACAUGACCCAGAGUUUCUCAAAUAACCUUGGUAACUCAUCUCCAUUGCUAGAUAAAAUCAAGACUGAGAUGAUGCAGGUAGACGAGGACUACCAACAUAAAGGCGGCUUCCCCAGGAACGGGGAUGGUGGAGGUGACUCCAGGCAGCACCGGGACACUCCUGGAACCCCGACCAGAGGUAGCGUCAUCACCAGUGCUCGCGAGCUCCACUCAGCCGAUAGUUCUGCUGAUUCCCAAGGAGACAACACUCAAGUGGGUCUGGUCAAUAUGGCCAGUCUGGCUGAUAGACAUUUCGCUUCACUGUGCUCUAUCCCGUCCAACCAUAAGAGUGAAAGCAUGCUGCCCUUGCCUGUGUCCAUGGCCUCGUCGCUACAUGUGCCGUCCUCCCUGGCCAUGUCGAUGGAUUUCAGUGCCUAUGGGGGGCUCUUCCAUCAGAGCUUGAUUCAGAGGGAGUUCUUAAGCAAGCUCGGGGAUUUCACAGCGAAUGUGAAGCAUGAGGUCCAAGCCCAGAAAGAAAGAUGUGAGGUGUGUGAUACGGAGUUGCCUGAUGGUGAAGCUGCUGAACAACACAGGAAGUUGCACGGUGGAGUGAAGACCUUUGGCUGUGAGUUCUGCGGAAAGCAAUUCCUGGACAGUUUACGACUGAGGAUGCACAUGCUGUCUCAUUCAGCUGGACCAAAAGCACUAGUAUGUGAUCAGUGUGGCGCUCAGUUUUCCAAGGAAGACGCCCUGGAAGCCCAUCGGCAAACUCACACAGGCUCAGACAUGGCAGUGUUUUGUCUCCUAUGUGGGAAGCGUUUCCAGACCCAGAAGGCUUUGCAGCAGCACAUGGAGAUUCACGCCGGCAUGCGCAGCUAUGUCUGCAGCGAGUGUGAACGCACCUUCCCGAGCCACACAGCGCUCAAACGCCAUCUCCGCUUGCACACAGGUGACCAUCCGUUCGAGUGCGAGUUCUGCGGCAGCUGCUUCCGUGACGAGAGCACACUGAAGGGUCACAAGCGCAUCCACACCGGAGAGAAGCCUUAUGAAUGUAACGGCUGCGGCAAGAAGUUCAGCCUCAAGCACCAGCUGGAGACCCACUACCGCAUCCACACAGGUGAGAAGCCGUUUGAGUGCAAGCUGUGCCACCAGCGCUCGAGGGACUACUCCGCCAUGAUCAAACACCUGCGUACCCACAACGGCGCUUCACCCUACCAGUGCACCAUCUGCCAGGAGUACUGCCCCAGCCUCUCGUCCAUGCAGAAGCACAUGAAGGCCCACAAGCCCGAGGACGUGCCCCUAGACUGGAAGAUAGAGAAGACCUACCUGUACCUCUGCUACGUGUGAGACAGGGCAACAAAACGGAAUGGGAAAGUGGCAAGAUACGCCCAAAGACAAUUCACUUGAAGGUUUGCUUUUGGUCCUAGCCAAAGAUGGUGAGAGGGCGUGGUCAAAGUAAUGAAAUGUGAUGUGGAUUUUUUUGACCUUCUGUUUGUGACAUGCAUUUGUGCACAUUUUUAGGAUGUAACUGCACUCACAAAUGUUUAUAAAAUGGAAAUGUGAUAUGUGAUAAAGGGAUAUGAAUUUUCAGAAAGUGUGAUGAGAAUCCAUCUGUCUGCAUUCCACCCUAUUAAUUGGAGAAAUUCACUGCAUGAUCAUGAUGUAAUGUUUUAUUCAAAUAAGGAUUCCCGCACUUUUUCUCCACGGACAACCCAUAAGCCAUAGACUUUCAAGACCCCAUGAAAUCUCCAAGUGGUGGGGAAUGUCAUAGGGAUCAUCCAAUAGCCUUUAGUUGCAUCACAACCAUGAUUUUAAAUGCAUAUCCACUAAAGGUCAACGUUUAGAAUACGCUAGCAACCUUAAAGCUCACACACAUGGACUCAAAGCCUCAUAUUUUGAUUUCACGGGGUCUAAAUGGAGCUAUUCUGAGUCAAAUAAAAACAUGGACCAAAGCUUAAAAUUCACACACAUGAUGAAAUAGAGGAGCUGAACACAUUAGCGAAUGAAAUUAUGCCCUUUUUUAGUAAAUUGCUCCCUUAAGUUCAUUAUUAGGCUCUCUAGUACUCAAUUUUCAUGUUUUUUUUUAAUAUAAAUACUUGCGAGGAAAUGCACAGGAUUGGACCCAAGAGUCAUUUUCUUUAAAGCGUAAUAAAGUGCUUAACAAAACAGCUUUUCUCAGAGGUACAUCCAAAUUGUGCUGCCAAGCAACUGUAGUGGAUGUUCAGGGACAUUUAUUCAACCUUAAAUAACUACACUGUGCACUUUCAGAGUUUCAGAGGCCCACUUUUGUUUUUUUCAGCACCACAUUCUGCAUUUA